GUUUUAUUGGUCUCUGGGUUGAGGUUUGACUUGAUUAAGGUCAACUUGAUAAUUAAUUGUUAUUUGUAUUUUUAUUAUUUAUUUUAUGGAGGGUAGGGUACUAGGGUGAUUUAAAUUGUCAACUUGAUGUGUUGAGUAGCUGGAAUUCCAAGUGCAAGGGUUGCUUUUUAUAUGCAUGCUAAGGCAAAUUUACUUGUUUAUUGGUACAGCUAAUAUAGGAUCAAGAUUUUAUUUUAUUUUAACCUUUCAGCUUUGCUUUGGUCUUCCACUAUAUCCACUAUAGUAAACAGUAUGAUGAAUGCCAGAGGUUUUACCUGAAUAUGAGCCUGUUCUUCAAACUUCAAACUUCAAUGAGAAGUUGCUGGCCAAGAAAUAAUUUUGGCAUGCUUGGAUUACAAUAAAUCCUGAAUCUGACACAGUAUAUUUUCCGCAAUUUUCAAAGAUAAAGUCCCUUAUCUAUAAUAUUUUCAAAAUCACAAAUGACUAUUUUUAGUUAUUUCUCCCAAAUUAUACACCUUGCACCCAUGUAUGCAUUGCAAGUUGGAAACCAAAAUUUCAGAAGUACGAGUUUAAAAAGUAUUCAAUUUCAGGUUCAUCACUUAUAACUCAAAAAAAUUACUAGAAGACGUACAUUUGUUUGCCAGUUUGAACUAAGAAUUCAUAGUUUGACUUUGAGCCAUGCUACAUUGUCGGUCUGCUUUACAGAUUGGUUUUCUGAAAAUAUACAUGACAGACACUAAAAAGACAACUGAAAAGAUGGAUGACGUCUUUAUAACAAGGCAAGACUCAGAAGAAAAUGGAAAUGAAUCUCCUUUUUUGAAAUUAAUGUUGAAUAAAUUGACUGGAUGGUGAUGUCUCACUAUUUGAACGUGACCGUGAUUCUGGUAAUCAUCAAUCUAAAGUACGCUUGAAAAUAACCUAACUUUUGAGAACAUUAAACAUGAACAAGUAUAAAGGUGUAGGCCAAAAGCAAGGAAUCAUGAGGUUAGCUUUGACUAAAGCUGCACUGCUUGCACUUAGAACUUAAAAGGGAUCUCACAACAGUAAGCUAGAUCAUGCAUAAAAGUCCACCAAAAGAGGAAAAAUAGAAAUUACCCGAUACAAGAAAAAGAAGAAAAUAAAGAGCUCCUCCAAAUUGCAUGAAAUGUUUCAAACAAUUAAUCCAAAGAUUACCUUAUUUUCCAGAAGAGGAGACUGAUCCCUACAGAAUCCCAACAAAACACAACAUGCGGAUGGCACUGUUUUGGCUAGUCCAAGGCUGUCAGGCAGGAGAUUCGCUCGUGUUCCAUUUUUCAGGCCACGGCUCACAACAAAGAAACUACAAAGGAGAUGAGAUUGAUGGGUUUGACGAGACAUUAUGCCCGUUGGACUACGAGACACAGGGAAUGAUUGUUGAUGAUGAAAUUAAUGCGACAAUUGUGAAGCCUCUACCGACUGGGGUCAAGCUUCAUGCAAUCAUAGAUGCAUGUCAUAGUGGCACGGUCCUUGAUUUACCGUAUGUUUGUAGAAUGGACAGAAGUGGACGUUGUGCAUGGGAGGACCAUCGUCCUCCGACAGGGACAUGGAAAGGCACGAGUGGUGGAGAAGUCAUUUCCUUUAGCGGUUGUGAUGAUGAUCAAACCUCGGCCGAUACAUCUGCUCUAUCUAAGGAGACUGCUACUGGGGCUAUGACCUUUGCCUUCAUCCAAGCAAUAGAAAAGGGACAAGGAAAUACGUACGGGCGUCUUUUAAAUGCGAUGAGAUCAACAAUACGAAAGACAGAUAGUGAGUUGACAGGAGGAGCUAAUGGUGCUGUGACUACACUUCUUACAAUGCUUUUGACGGGAGGAAGUGCUGGUAUUGGACUAAAACAGGAACCACAACUUAGUGCUAACGAACCAUUCGAUAUCUACACAAAGCCAUUUUCACUUUGA
Molecule: messenger RNA, 1913 nt
Organism: Striga asiatica
Lineage: Eukaryota; Viridiplantae; Streptophyta; Magnoliopsida; Lamiales; Orobanchaceae
Source: the annotation of a GenBank genome assembly